AGAAAGAAAAGUCUCUUUAAGCUAUCGUAAUUUUCAGUAAAAGCGUCAUUUCAGUGUAGAAUAGUUAUGGUGUUAUUAUUAUUCUACUCUCAAAUACUUAAACGCCCUGUAGACCUACAGCUUUAAAGAAAAAAAGAAUACGUAAUCGGGUAAUGUAGGUACCUAAACGUUAAAGUGAAAACUUGUGAACUAUAACUUGUGUUUCGUUUUUAAACGGGACUACCUACUAUUCUUAUCACCUUCUUCUUGUCACAGUUUAACUGCUAACAUUGAUUGCAUAACAUGUUUAUAUAUUUUUUAUUAUUAUUUGUAUUGUGUCUAUAACGCUGUAACAGUUGCAAUAUACAGUAGGAGACAGUAUAAGAUUUACAAGAUAAAAAUUACCAAAUCAAACUAAGUAUGAAGAGAGAGAGACAGAGAGAGAGAGAGAGAGAGAGAGAGAGAGAGAGAGAGAGAGAGAGAGUGAGAGAGAGAGAGAGAGAGAGAGAGAGAGAGAGAGAGAGAGAGAGAGAGAGAGAGAGAGAGGACCUCAGUCCACUUUUAGAUUUUAGGCAACAAUAAAAUUCUUUCUCUUAAACUUUUUAUUCAUGCACAUUUACAUGUACAUUUCUUACUUUACAGCUAUGGGAGGAGCAUCAUUUAGUCAGCCAUGGAGGUCUAUGCCAUGGACCAACGAGGAGAAUCUCAAUUUUAUUAAAUCUUACAAACCUCAAAACAAUGAUGUCGAAAAUCUCAGAAUUCUGCUUCAUGGACCAGUCGGUGCUGGCAAGUCCAGUUUCAUCAACUCUGUUGAAAGUGUUUUACUCGGCAGAGUUACCGGUCGAGUUAUGACGGAUACAAUCUCUGGUUGCAGCUUUACCAAAAAGUACAAAGCUUUUAAAAUCCACAAAGACCCCGAGAGCUUUUACCCUUUCAUUUUCAAUGACACCAUGGGCUUUGAGCAAAGGAAUGGAGUGAAUGUGGAAGACAUCAAACUGGCCCUGAUGGGACAUGUGACAGAAGGUUACAAGUCCAUUCCUGGAGUCCAGUUGAAGGAAAGUGAUCAAGGAUACAACUCAUGUCCCUCUCUGGACGACAAGGUUCACGCUCUGGUUUGUGUCAUGCCUGCCGACUUGGUAUCUUUAAUAAGUGAUGAAGUUGUGAAGAAGAUGAGAGACGUCAGACUAGCAGCCAGUGACAUGGGGAUUCCACAACUGGCUAUUCUCACCAAAGUUGAUGAAGCCUGUCCUGAGGUGAAGAACAACAUAAACAAUGUCUACAAGAGCAAAUACCUAAAGGAACAGGUCGACAAAUUCAGCUUGAUACUGGGAAUUCCACAAAACUGCAUAUUUCUUGUGAACAACUACGAAUCAGAACUCCAAACAAAUGAAGACAUUAAUGGGCCGAUACUGAUCGCAUUGAGACAGAUGAUUGUCUAUGGAGAAGACUUCAUCAACAACCUGUAGACCCACAUACUGCUGAGCUGAGACAGACCUUAGGAUCAAAGCAUGAAAACAACACUACUCUCAAGAGUCUUUUUCUGAACAGUAAUGUGCAGGGUACUUAAAAAAAGAAAAUGUCAAGCAUGUUAUGGAUAUACUGUAUCAUUUAUAUCAUACAAUGCCAUGUACAUCAGCAUUGUAUCAUGUGAGGCUUCAUUCCUGGCUUUUUAAUUUAAUUGGAAAUUCUGUUUGAAAUGUGUUUGUUUCUGUGAUUGGCUGCUCAUUCAGAUCGAAGCAACAGCUUCACUUGUCCCUAAGAAAACUCUUCAUGUUUGAAAACAAGGUGUUUGCAUGUGGUUAUACUCACAACUGUCCAUGGUAAAAGGUUUUAUGGUACAAAUAAACUAUGCUGCCGUCGUCAUUGUCAGCAUAUUUGUUUAUUUCACAUUAAUUGAAUGUUUGACUUAUUUUCCGACCAUAUGCAUUUGGAGAUAGAAGUGCGUCUGAGAGGUCAGCUUUUAUUAUUUUAAUGGAAUGAAUUCUUCAUUCAAUUGUACAUUCUGAUGUAGGAUAUAUUUAGAAAUUAAACUCUUUAAAUUGUGUGAUUAGAGCAAUAUUUAAUUCAUUUUCAGAUUAGAAUCAAAAGGAAAUUGCCUGUUACCACACACUAGUUCCACUUAAGAGUCAUAUAUAAAUACAUAUAAAAUAUAAUAUUUAUCUUGAUAUUCUCCGAAUGACACUGAGGUGGUCUUCUAUCAGUUUUAAGUGAAAUUAGUCUGUAGCAACAGGAUGUCUCCCUUUCGUUCUAAUCUGAAAAUGAGUAAAAACAUUGCAUUAAUAACACAUUAUAAGGGCUUAAUUUUGAAAUCCGACAUGAGAAUGUCUUCUGUGGUAGUAUCCGCUACAGUAGGUCUCUCCAGGACCACAUUUUGCCACGUUGACACAUGCUACCAAGAUUUACAUUUAUACUUCAUUUAAAUAUAAUAAUGAUCACCAAAAUAAAGAUGUGUAACCUC
This is a messenger RNA of Cottoperca gobio, 2437 nucleotides long. RefSeq names its product interferon-induced protein 44-like. Bases 588 to 1445 code for a protein of 285 amino acids. The transcript is spliced from 7 exons. Lineage: Eukaryota; Metazoa; Chordata; Actinopteri; Perciformes; Bovichtidae. Gene Ontology annotation, biological process: immune response. The record is from RefSeq and is a predicted model, not a curated record.